GCAACAGAUGAGCUACAUUUGAUUAAGAAAGCAUUGUCUGUCCUAUGCUAGUGAGUGCACUGUUCAUUUUUGGGCAUUACUUCCGGACAGACGGCUCUGAUAUCCUCCAGCUAUAUCUGAGCACCAUUUACCAGACACUGUGGAGUUUGCUCGCAUCUUAAAGAAACAGUAUUUUCAUCCAGCGCUGAUACCGUUCAGGGACGACCACCUGCGCUAUCAACCAGCAAGGCGGUGGCUGUCCAAGCUUAGGAUUCGCAAUUCGCAAGCAGCGCUACAAAGGAUCAGAACUCAUCAACCCCGCUGUGCAAUCAUGUCGACUACCGGGGAAGUCCCUGCCUUCUUCAAGAACAUGGGCUCGGGUAGCCCCAUGCCACGGCAGAAAUUCUGUGGCAUGUUCUGUCCAGUUGAAGGUUCUGGCGACAGCAAGACGUUGGAUUUCCAGUCACUGCCGGGGGGCAGUAGAAGGAGUGACGGACAGGUCAUUGACAGGCAGACGGACAUCUCCCAGCCAAGGGUCGAGAUACGGGAGAGCAGAGGAAAAUCAGCCCUGCAGAACCUGGAUGACAGGAGCGAUCGUCUCCUGAUCAAAGGGGCGAAGAUCGUGAACGAUGACCAGUCCUUCUGUGCUGACAUCUACAUGGAGGAUGGUCAGAUCAAACAAAUUGGCGAGAACUUGAUAGUGCCCGGUGGGGUGAAGAUCAUCGAUGCCCACGGGCGCAUGGUUAUGCCAGGGGGUAUCGAUGUGCACACACGCUUCCAGAUGCCCGACCGGGGCAUGACCUCAGUGGAUGACUUCUACCAGGGCACCCGCGCCGCCCUGGCAGGGGGCACCACCAUGAUCAUUGACCACGUGGUCCCGGAACCCGGGGCCAGCCUGCUGUCUGCCUUUGAGCAGUGGCGUGAGUGGGCGGACAGCAAGUCCUGUUGUGACUACUCCCUGCAUGUGGACAUCACUGAGUGGCACAAGGGAGUUCAGGAGGAGAUGGAGGCCCUCGUCAAGGACCACGGUGUCAACUCUUUCCUUGUCUAUCUGGCUUAUAAGGAUGUUUUCCAGCUUACUGACUCUCAGGUCUAUGAGGUGUUCAGUGUGAUCCGGGAUCUGGGAGCCAUCGCUCAGGUCCAUGCUGAGAACGGAGACAUCGUGGCUGAGGAGCAGCGUCGUAUUCUGGAGCAGGGCAUCACUGGACCUGAGGGACACGUCUUGAGCCGUCCUGAAGAGGUGGAGGCGGAGGCUGUCAACCGCUCUGUGACAGUAGCCAAUCAGACUAAUUGUCCCCUCUACAUCACCAAGGUGAUGAGCAAGAGUGCUGCUGAUGUCAUCGCUCAGGCCAGGAAGAAGGGCACUGUUGUGUACGGGGAGCCAAUCACUGCCAGCCUGGGCACAGACGGCUCACACUAUUGGAGCAAGAACUGGGCCAAGGCCGCCGCCUUCAUCACAUCCCCGCCCCUCAGCCCAGACCCGACCACGCCCGACUAUCUCAGCUCCCUGCUCUCCUGUGGGGACCUGCAGGUGACUGGCAGUGCCCACUGCACCUUCAGCACUGCCCAGCGCGCCGUGGGCAAAGACGACUUCACCCUCAUCCCUGAGGGUACCAACGGCACUGAGGAGAGAAUGUCCCUCAUCUGGGACAAGUGUGUGGUGACAGGUAAAAUGGAUGAGAACCAGUUUGUGGCAGUCACCAGCACCAACGCUGCUAAGAUCUUCAACCUUUACCCCCGUAAGGGCCGCAUCGCUGUGGGCUCUGACGCUGACCUGGUCCUCUGGGACCCAGAUGUCAUCAAGAUCAUCUCAGCCAAGAGCCACAACUCGAAUGUGGAGUAUAACAUAUUUGAGGGCGUGGAGGUGCGUGGCGCGCCCCUGGUGGUGAUCAGCCAGGGUAAAUUGGUCCUGGAGGAGGGGAACCUCCACACCACUGAGGGGUGCGGCCGCUUCGUGGGCCGGAAGCCCUUCUCCGACUACGUCUACAAGAGGAUAAGGGCUCGCAGCAGGCUGGCUGAGCUGAGGGGAGUUCCCCGAGGCCUCUAUGACGGGCCUGUCUGUGAGGUGUCACUCACACCCAAAACUAUGACUCCUGCCUCUUCUGCCAAGACCUCUCCAGCCAAGCAGGCAGCAGCUGGUGCCCAGCCUGUCCGCAACCUGCACCAGUCAGGGUUCAGCCUAUCUGGUGCUCAAGUUGAUGACAACCUUCCUCGACGUAACACCCAGCGCAUCGUGGCGCCACCCGGUGGCAGGGCCAACAUCACCAACCUGGGUUAACAACUCCUAUUGGCCACCAGGGGAAAUGAGGGCUUGAGGGGAGGGGCAUCAGGGACUAGGGGGCCAUUCCACCAGGAGGCAAACCCUCUAGCUACAGUGCCUCCCCUCCUCAAUCUCUCAACCCCUCUCACGCUCCCUACAUCUUUCCCCGACUCUUUCCCCCCCAACCCCCAAACGCCUCACCCUAGAGGAGACACAUAAAAAUGGAAAAACAACACUCCUAAUAUGAGCACUUUGGACUGUAUUAUUUCGUGUUUUAUACUGUACUUUCUACCUGCCAUGUAUCAUUCAGUUUAGUUUUUUAUUUUCAUGUUCUAAUAGAGGGCUGAAGUGAGACUAGACUGAGCAGUUUUAACACGGCCAGAAGGUCAAGACGGUGCUUGUUGCAUUUGCAUAGAUUCCGUCCCUCUUUUCUAAUUUUGGAUGUAUGGUGAAUGAAGUAUGGAGACACAAGGGCAGCAUGUUGUACUUGUGUUUUACCUUCAGAUAAUAGACGGGUUGGUUGUUUAGUAACAAAACCGACGUGUGUGCAACUAUUAGGCAAAACAGACAGUGUUGGCUUCAACUAUUGACAACAUGUAAACUCUAUUUAGUCUCCAAAUGUUUAUUGAAAACAUAAAUACGUUUGCACAAUGAGCAUUUGUCUCUCAAAUACAUUGUUCCAGUUGUAAGGUUAGCUAGCUAGCAAAUUUGAGCCAUAUUAGCAUAGACAUGACAUCAGUCAAAACACCUUGAAUCAAGACAUGGUAUCAAUAUCAAGAUUCAACGAGCUGAAACGAGCCACCUACAAUUCCCUACAUGGCAGCUUCCUGUCAUUGUUGCUCGCUAUUGGUCCGUUCAGAAUCAUAACAACGCACGCCUUCCGGGCCACAUUGAUUCGGGCGCAUAACCUUCGUUACGUUGUCGGCCAACCCGUCUAUGGGCACAUUAGAUUAGUGGCGCUAAAAUUGUGUAGUGAACAUGGAGAUGCUAAUAUGCCUUCCUCAAUUGAUAUGUUCACUGUUUGUGUCUGCUUUGUCUUUGUUCUCUACUGUUUAUACAGCUUCGCCCUCAGAUCAGUUCAGCACUGGCUAUGAUCAACGCCAUUUAUUGACUUGUUGCUAUAAGGAAAAUGAUUAUGAGACUGUAAAACCGUCCAUUGUUAUCGUUUGAAAAUCACUGCACGCUGGUAGUAAGCUGUCCUCAUCCCCAGGCUACGCGAUGAUACAUGAGAUUAGUAUCAGUCAAACCACUGUAGUGUUGAAAACCUAUCAGGAACUUGUCACUGGUGCUCACCUCAUGUCAUCCCACCCGUAGCUUUGUUAGAUUAUAGAUGAAAUGAAAAAAACAUGCCCCAUAUUUGAAAGCUGCUUGUGAAGCGGGGAAAGUCCAGUAUAGUAGGAGAAGGAGUUGGCGGCCGUUGGAUAGAACGCUGUCUCCCAGGGAGAGGCCAUUAUGGAACUUCCAUGAGAGGAGAUGUGACUCAAAGUUAGGAUGUUGGGAGGAGUGUAGCCGGGUGGAAGGGAAGGAAGAACGAUGUUAGUGAGAAUACUAGGGAAUGCCCAGUUUCUCAUCGCCUCAUUCAAUUCAGCCUCUUAGCAAGAUGGUGCCACACUCCUUGUACUCAGCUACGCUGUAGUACAGUAUGUGUCCACUGCCCAUAUACCUGGCUCGAAGGGUAUUGUGACCACUCACUGUUAUGGGAUCUUUAAGAUCCAUAGACCAUUUAAUUGACAGUGUUGCAGGUAAUCACAUGUAUUGGUCACAUACACAUAUUUAGCAGAUGUUAUUGCGGGUGUAGUGAAAUGCUUGUAAGAUAGCAUCCUCCCACUGUUCUAGAAUGUCCCAGUACCAACCAGUGCAUUUAGAAGAUUCACAGUCUUUUCUAUUCAUUCACUCCAUUUCCCUUUUAACUCUUUAUGUGCCUGAACCCAUAGAAUUUGUACUGAUAGUUUGAUUUGUUAUUAUUCUUAUUGUGGUAAGAGAAGGAUGUAAGAUAAAAAUGUAAAAUAGCCAGUGUUAACCGAUACAAAGGUGCCAGAUUUUGUUCUUUGGUAUUCCACUGGUAGUGCUCCUGUAAAAAAAAAAAAUCUAUGCUUAAUAUGUUGAAAAUGUUUUAGGGUUUUUAACCGUACUUGUUUCUGCUAUUUAGUGUCAUUCUGUACUUAGUGGCCUAAGGCUGAACACUAUUCAUUUGAGCUUGAAAGUAGACAUGGAGUAUUGUAUUUCUAACUAGUAUGCAGUGUCAUGUUGUGAGGGUCUGGGCACACACACACACACACACACACACACACACACACACACACACACACACACACACACACACACACACACACACACACACGCACACACGCACGUCUCAGUGCACCACUCCUUUGGGCCCAGACCUGGAGUGACAGUAAUGGUCCUUCACUCUCACUCGUUUUGCACGGUCUGGUUUUCAUUAAGGAAAAGCAGUCCUCCAGCUGUUUUUCUUCCUUCACUUGCAUGUCGGUGAGAUCUUGGCCUAAAAGUUGCCAUUCUGCAGUCUUCGCCUUUUCCUCUCCAUGACUUAAUACAGAGCAAAACACUCACUCACACUGUUAUGCACACACAGACACACACACUGUUAUGCACACACAGACACACACGCUGUUAUGCACACACAGACACACACACUGUUAUGCACACACAGACACACACACUUGCACUCACGGAACAAGUGGUGUCUGUAUGUCCUUCCAGCACAUUGGAACUUUGGUUUUCAUGGCCGUGUUAAGGUCUCGUAGGAAGCUCUUAAAAGGUAGUCUCUUUCAGGGUAGUAACAGUAUCUGUGUUUAUGGAAUCCAUAGCAGGGAAAUGAAAUGUUGACACUUCAGUGUCUACAGGGAAUGAGAUGAGACAGGGAUGAGAGGGAAGGUGGUGUUGAGCUGUCUGCUUGUUCGUGUUCAAUCACUCAGGUGGCAGCGUUCAGGCCACUCCAGUGCUUAUACUCCAACAAAACUGUCAAAUCUCCCAUGUGAGAUGAGGGCUUGGACAAGUCUUCGUCCUCACAUGUGUAGAAUACAUGGCUGAACAAAAACCAUCUCUUUAGUCUACAUUUACCUCCUCUCUUCUUCUGUCAUUCUCAUUGAGAUAUUAUGGUCAUCAUGAUUAUGAUUUUGAUUAUUAUUAUCAUGAUUAUUGUUGUCAUUAUUAUUUUUACUAUGAUCACUAACAAUAUUUAAAAUCGUUGAUUCUCCAGAGGUUGUUCUCGAUCCAAUGAAAAACCCUAUCCGGUGUAUUGGCAUCUUUUCAGCAUGAGUCUCCUAGUUGCUUGCUUAGUGUUGGAAUGCAUAUCUCUCAAACAGAGGUUGACGCAGGGUUAAAAUUAUUCAUCCCUCUAUUCCCAUAGACUGGACUUUUUUUCACUCUGAUUUGGGGGAGGGGGGGGAAGAGGGGGCUGCCGAAGCACAAAUACAUUUUGGCAGCCAGACGUACAUGAGUCCUCCUGAGACUAAAAGUAUGUCUUCGCUUGUUUCCACCCCGCUCUUCCUCUCUCUCUGGCUCUUCCAUUGUUGCCACAUUGCCUUGACCAUGAGGCCCUCCAGGCCUCACUUUUUGUUUGUCAUGGCAACGCUUGUCAGAUCGUAAGUUACCCAUAGCAACCCGUCCAGACCUGGUGCUAUUAGAAUAACAUAGUGCCCGUGGCAGACUAGCUGUAUGGAAGCCAUGCAGACUAUAGAACUCCCUCCUCUCUCUCUCACACACACACAUACACACACCCUCACACUUGUUUUCUUCUCUACCCUUCUUUUCUAAAAUGAACUGUUGCUGCAGACUUCACCCAGUUUCAGUGUGUCACCAUUUGUAUAUAAGCUUAUGGCUAGUUGGGUGGGAUCGACAUGCUUCUUCUGACCCAUGAUUCAUGGACCCUGAAUUGUGUCAUUGAGAGGGCGCCACAAGCUUCACAUGAUAGCAAUUACCCAGAACUCCUCUACAAGGCCACAUAUAUCUACCCUCUAGGCCCACACUGGUUGAAUCCACGUUGUUUCUAUGUAAUUUCAAUAAAAUGAUCCUGAACCAACGUGGAAUAGAUGUCUGUGCCCAGUGGGUACCAUGCACCCAGCGCUGUCUGCAGCUGUGGUGGAGCACAAUGCCUAAAGCAUUGACUCAGAUAUUAUAAACCAGCUGCCAACGCCGGCCUCGCCAUCGUGUCCCCUCCAUAUACACACACACACACAUGAAAGCAUAUACACAUAGACACACACAAUCCUCCUUCUUGCUCUGUCAGCUUGGAUAUUUUUCUAUGCUACGCUAAUAUGUGAUGUAAGCGAAUCGCAGAUUGAGAGAAGAGCUUUAGGUUUGAGGUUGCUAAUGCUGUUAAAAUCCCACCCGCACCCCUGUCCUCCCCCCUCCACCUAACCCCUUCCCAUUGUGAAAGUAACUGUGUGAUGGUGUUUGUCUUGAUGGCUGUGGGGUUUUGAGGAUGCUUGCUCUCUAUGGAAAGUGUCAAAUCCCAUGGAUGGUGAUGUAAAAACAAUGAUUUCAAAGAAUUAAAGGAUAAAACAAAACUAA
Molecule: messenger RNA, 6772 nt
Organism: Oncorhynchus keta (chum salmon)
Lineage: Eukaryota; Metazoa; Chordata; Actinopteri; Salmoniformes; Salmonidae
Product: dihydropyrimidinase-related protein 2
Exons: 15
Coding region: 311-2257 (648 amino acids)
Cellular component (GO): cytosol; cytoplasm
Molecular function (GO): hydrolase activity, acting on carbon-nitrogen (but not peptide) bonds, in cyclic amides
Source: RefSeq, a predicted model, not a curated record